AGCAAAAAAGGAAAUUUGGAGGCAACCCCGGUGUAACAUACAACAAUCAAUCCAUAGCCACACACGCAGACUCUCGCAAACGGCGAGAAAGUAUUUUCUCUCUUCCGUAAUCUUCUUUCGUUCUUUCAUUUAUCCAAUUCCCAUCCAAACAAAAACCCCCACCAAAAACCUUCACUCUUCACUGUUUCUCCUCAUAUUUUCCGCGAACUUCAUUAAAAUUUAGCUGAACCUAACAAGUUACACCAAGCCAUUAUUGGUUCAAAUGUUAUCUGGUUUUAGUUCAAAUGCUCUUAACUCCUUCAGUUUUUACUUAAUUCACUGAAUUCAAAUUCAUAAUCACUACAGAUGGAUAGUCUUACCAGUUGCUGUACCAAUCGUUUCUUUCUUCCUUACAAUAGAAAAGCAACACCCAGAAAAUUGAAUUUUCUUGUUUAUGCUUCUUCAUCAAAAGAUGAUGAUAAAAAACCUAAACUUGAUCAUUGGGACCAAAUGGAACUUAAAUUUGGUCGUAUGAUUGGUGAAGACCCUAAAUUGACCCUAGCUAAGGUAAUAGGUAAAAAAUCAAACCCAGAAAUUUCAUAUCUUGAGAUUGAGAAAUCAUUUAGUAGAAAGAAAAAAGUUAAUGAUGAAAUUGUUCAAGUUGUUAAUCUUCCAUUUGAUAAGAAAUCAAAUUCUUCUGUGAGUAAUUUGAAUUUAGUACGUCCUGUUCCUAAGAAAGGUGUCAAAUUUGAACAAGAUAUUGUUAGUGAUUAUAAGGUGAAUCCAUUACUUAAAAGAAGAAAGAAAGUAGUAGAAAAUUUUAUGACCGAAACUAGUAGUAGUAGUAGUGUUAGUGAUAUUCCUCCUCCUAAUGUGAUGUUGCGGAAGCCUACUACCUCUCAAGAAGAUACUUUUGAUAAUGUGAAAGGUUUGAGAAUGAAAAUUAAACCAAAUUUGGUAUUAAAAAUGAGGAAGGAUGACAAUGACAAUGCUAAAGAGGAUAAUUUUAGUGAAUUGUUAAGAAAGCCCGAAGCAGCUGUGGUCAAUACUACAGAUGAUGAUAAUGAACAUGAGAAAAAGAAUUCUGCUGAUUUAACAGGAUUAAGUUCUGGUGGUUUUGAAAAUUCUGAGGAUUUCAACAGUUUAAGAAAGCCCGAAGCAGCUGUGGUCAAUACUACCGAUGAUGAUGACAAACAUGAGAAAACGAAUUCUGCUGAUUUAAAUGGAUUAAGUUCUGGUGGGUUUGAAAAUUCUGAUGAUUUCAACAGUUUAAGCAGUGUGGAUUACAACAGUAUACUUCAGAAACCUAACCAUGCACCGUUUGAAAAGGUAUCUGAAGUAGAGGAUGAACCAGAAAUAGGACUACAGCCACUCGAGAGAAGUGAUGUGGUGCUUAGUGAAAUGGAUGAUGUUACUGCAGUGAAGCAACCUUCUAAUACAAGUUCAAGUAACUCUGCCAAUGAAUCCACUAUAGAAUCUGCAUUGCAGGGAAAACCUCAAAGGUUAAAUCCGUCUGCAAAACAAAGUUUGGUAACUUUGAAGGAGGAGACGAGCCCCGUGAGUGACAAUAUCUUUAGCGAGAGUGUAGACAUUGGGGAUCUCAUAGCUGCGGCACCCGUGAAGGACCAAGAAGAUGCUGACUGGACAAGGGCAGAAAAUCUGCUAAAGACAGAAGAAAGGGAAGAAGUGGAGUUGAUCAACUGCAGCACCAGAGGGUUUGUUGCAUCUUUUGGCUCUUUGGUAGGGUUCUUACCCUACAGGAAUUUAGGCUCCAAAUGGAAAUUCUUAGCUUUUGAAUCGUGGCUGAGAAGAAAAGGCUUAGACCCGUCCAUGUACAAACAAAAUGCAAGCAUCAUUGGAGGUUAUGAAGUUCAGACCAAGAGUUUGCCUCUGGAUACAAAUCCAAGUCCGGCAAAAGUUGGGAAAUUUGGUGGGGAAUUGUCACAGGACAUGAGGGUGGAAGAUCUACUUGAGAUAUAUGACCAAGAGAAGAUCAAAUUUUUAUCAUCCUUUAUUGGUCAGAGAACAAAGGUGAAUGUGUUAAUGGCUGAUAGGAACUCCAGAAAGCUGAUGUUCUCUAUUAGACCGAAGGAAAGGGAAGAAUCUGUUGAGAAGAAGAGAAAUCUAAUGGCUAAGCUUAGCGUUGGAGAUGUUGUGAAAUGUUGUAUCAAGAAAAUCACUUACUUCGGUAUAUUUGUUGAGGUUGAAGGCGUGCCAGCUCUGAUUCACCAGUCAGAAGUUUCGUGGGAUGCUACAGUAAAUCCUUCAGCAUUUUUUAAACUUGGUCAGAUUAUCGAUGCAAAAGUUCUCCAACUGGAUUAUGCACUCGAACGCAUCUCAUUGUCAUUGAAAGAAAUAGCGCCAGAUCCGCUGAUCGAGGCAUUGGAGUUUGUAGUAGGUGACCGAAAUUCUUUGGAUGGAAAUAAUGAAGCAGCACAAGCGGAUGAUGAGUGGCCUGAGGUUGAAUCAAUUAUUGGGGAACUGCAGAAGAUUGCAGGAGUUCAAUCGGUUUCUAAAGGCCGUUUUUUCCUUAGCCCUGGUUUAGCUCCAACAUUUCAGGUGUAUAUGGCGUCCAUGUUCGAAAACCAAUAUAAGUUACUUGCUCGUUCUGGAAACAAAGUACAAGAGGUUAUGGUACAAGCGUCUUUGGAUAAAGAACAGAUGAAAGCUGUAAUCCUAACAUGUACAAAUAAGGUUGAAUAGAAACAAUUUUACUGUUUUUUGAAACUAUAUCGCUUAGACCCCCUAUUUGUAAUAAACUUCAUAGCCUAGAACCUAGCUAGCGAUUCGGUGUAUGGGAGAUCAGGAGUAUUGUUCGGUUGCAUAAAUCUCAGAAACUGUCAGUAUAUCAGCAAUGUAUGUGAUUCAAUUUAUGUGGAAUUCGACGGUGGCUGGAUGUCAGUCGAUUUUAUCUACAUCAUUCUGUUAAUAAAUGUAUGAAAGUUCCUGAUUUAGGCAUUUCAUUGAACUCU
Papaver somniferum (opium poppy) is the source of this 2951-nucleotide messenger RNA. RefSeq lists its product as uncharacterized. Gene Ontology annotation, molecular function: nucleic acid binding. The transcript is spliced from 14 exons. Bases 346 to 2682 code for a protein of 778 amino acids. The record is from RefSeq and is a predicted model, not a curated record. Lineage: Eukaryota; Viridiplantae; Streptophyta; Magnoliopsida; Ranunculales; Papaveraceae.